GCAGAGGCUGAUGGGGGGCUGGAGCCUGUGAGGCUUCCAGCGUCGGUACCAUGGCGACGCGCGGUGGGGCUGGGGUGGCAAUGGCGGCUUGGUCCCUCUUAUCCGCCCGGGCCUUGACCGCGUUCCUUCUGUUGUUCCUCCCUCGCUUCUUACAGGCCCAGACCUUCUCUUUCCCUUUCCAGCAGCCGGAGAAGUGCGACAACAACCAGUACUUUGAUAUCUCCGCCCUCUCGUGUGUUCCUUGUGGAGCUAACCAGAGGCAAGAUGCCCGAGGAACUUCAUGUGUAUGUCUACCAGGAUUUCAGAUGAUCUCUAAUAAUGGAGGACCUGCUAUUAUUUGUAAAAAGUGCCCAGAAAACAUGAAAGGUGUUACAGAAGAUGGCUGGAACUGCAUUUCUUGCCCUAGUGACUUAACUGCCGAAGGAAAAUGUCACUGUCCCAUUGGCCAUAUUUUAGUGGAAAGAGACAUUAAUGGAACAUUGUUGUCUCAAGCAACUUGUGAGCUCUGUGAUGGAAAUGAAAACUCUUUUAUGGUAGUAAAUGCUUUAGGAGACAGGUGCGUCCGAUGUGAGCCAACAUUUGUUAAUACCAGCAGGUCCUGUGCAUGUUCAGAACCUAACAUUUUAACAGGGGGAUUAUGUUUCAGCAGCACAGGGAAUUUUCCUCUACGUAGAAUUUCAGCUGCACGUUAUGGAGAAGUUGGCAUGUCUUUAACUUCAGAAUGGUUUGCAAAGUAUUUGCAAUCAUCAGCAGCUGCAUGUUGGGUAUAUGCCAAUCUAACAUCUUGUCAAGCUCUUGGAAAUAUGUGUGUGAUGAACAUGAAUUCUUAUGACUUUGCCACAUUUGAUGCAUGUGGACUAUUUCAGUUUAUCUUUGAAAAUACUGCUGGACUGAGCACUGUUCAUUCUAUUUCAUUUUGGAGACAGAAUCUUCCUUGGCUGUUUUAUGGAGACCAGUUAGGAUUAGCACCUCAAGUGCUCAGUUCUACCUCUCUUCCUACAAAUUUCAGUUUUAAAGGAGAAAACCAGAAUACAAAACUGAAGUUUGUUGCUGCUUCCUAUGAUAUAAGAGGAAAUUUUCUCAAGUGGCAAACUUUAGAAGGAGGUGUUUUACAGCUUUGUCCAGACACAGAGACAAGGCUAAAUGCUGCUUAUUCAUUUGGAACAACCUACCAACAAAAUUGUGAGAUUCCUAUCUCUAAGAUCUUAAUUGACUUUCCCACUCCUAUAUUUUAUGAUGUGUACCUUGAAUAUACUGAUGAAAAUCAACAUCAAUAUAUUUUGGCUGUGCCUGUGUUAAACCUAAAUCUUCAACAUAAUAAGAUAUUUGUGAACCAAGACAGCAACUCUGGAAAGUGGCUUCUAACUCGGCGCAUUUUCUUAGUGGAUGCAGUAAGUGGACGAGAAAAUGACUUAGGAACUCAGCCAAGAGUAAUUCGAGUUGCUACUCAAAUAUCACUGAGCGUCCACCUUGUACCCAACACAAUAAAUGGAAACAUCUACCCUCCCUUAAUCACCAUUGCCUACAGUGACAUUGAUAUCAAAGAUGCCAACAGCCAGUCUGUGAAGGUUUCUUUCUCAGUCACAUAUGAAAUGGAUCAUGGAGAAGCACAUGUCCAGACAGAUAUUGCUUUGGGUGUAUUGGGUGGGCUAGCUGUUUUAGCAUCUCUUUUGAAGACAGCAGGAUGGAAGAGGCGCAUUGGGAGUCCCAUGAUUGAUUUACAGACAGUUGUGAAAUUCUUGGUGUACUAUGCUGGUGAUCUAGCCAAUGUUUUCUUUAUCAUCACAGUGGGAACAGGUCUUUACUGGCUUAUUUUCUUCAAAGCACAGAAGUCUGUGUCUGUUUUGCUGCCAAUGCCAGUUCAGGAAGAACGUUUUGUCACUUAUGUUGGAUGUGCCUUUGCUCUGAAGGCACUACAAUUUUUGCAUAAGCUCAUAUCCCAGAUUACAAUAGAUGUAUUCUUUAUUGAUUGGGAGCGACCUAAAGGAAAGGUUCUUAAAGCUGUUGAAGGUGAGGGUGGUGUACGAAGUGCCACUGUUCCUGUAAGCAUAUGGAGAACAUAUUUUGUAGCAAAUGAAUGGAAUGAAAUUCAGACUGUGAGAAAAAUUAAUUCACUCUUUCAAGUACUUACUGUCCUCUUCUUUUUGGAGGUUGUGGGAUUCAAGAACUUAGCAUUAAUGGACUCAUCUUCUAGUCUUUCUAGAAACCCACCUAGCUACAUAGCUCCUUAUAGCUGCAUUUUGAGAUAUGCAGUGUCUGCUGCUCUUUGGCUAGCCAUUGGAAUUAUACAGGUCGUGUUCUUUGCUGUCUUUUAUGAGAGAUUUAUAGAAGAUAAAAUUCGACAGUUCGUUGAUUUAUGCUCUAUGAGUAAUAUAUCAGUGUUUCUGUUAUCCCACAAAUGUUUUGGAUAUUACAUUCAUGGUAGAUCAGUACAUGGGCAUGCAGAUACUAAUAUGGAAGAAAUGAAUAUGAACCUUAAAAGAGAAGCGGAAAAUUUGUGUAGCCAGAGAGGUUUGGUACCCAACACAGAUGGUCAGACUUUUGAGAUUGCAAUUUCUAACCAGAUGAGACAGCAUUAUGACAGAAUUCAUGAGACACUAAUAAGGAAAAAUGGUCCUUCUAGACUACUGAGUUCAUCAGCAAGUACUUUUGAGCAGAGUAUAAAAGCAUAUCAUAUGAUGAAUAAAUUUCUUGGCUCCUUCAUUGACCAUGUUCAUAAGGAAAUGGAUUACUUUAUAAAAGAUAAGUUGCUUCUUGAAAGAAUUCUUGGAAUGGAAUUCAUGGAACCAAUGGAAAAAAGCAUCUUUUACAAUGAUGAAGGUUAUUCUUUCAGCAGUGUCCUGUAUUAUGGCAAUGAAGCUACUCUUCUUAUUUUUGAUCUGCUGUUCUUCUGUGUUGUGGAUUUGGCUUGCCAAAAUUUUAUUUUAGCAUCCUUCCUUACAUAUCUACAACAAGAGAUUUUUAGAUAUAUCCGUAAUACAGUAGGACAAAAGAAUUUGGCAUCCAAAACAUUGGUGGAUCAAAGAUUUUUGAUUUAACUUCCUGAAUAAAUAAAGACUCAGUAUAAUCAUGGCCAAAAAAAAGUCAUGAUAUCAGGUUAGUUUGCCAUAUUUUUUAAAACUUAUAAUGCAGACUAUUCUGGUUUUGUUUUUUAUUUGCAGAAAGAUUUAUUUUUAUAACUUGGGAAUAUAUAACCUGAUAUAAUAGAAAAUACUGUUUUCCCAUUGUGUGUAGUAUUUAAUGCAGUAAAUAAUAAAUUAAUACUGACAGUGAGGCCAAAAAAAAUCUAAAUGUUGCUUUCAGCAUAAUACUUUUUAAUGAUAAUUAAAACAGUCCCCAUCAUUUGUCUCUGUAGAUUAUUUUAUAAACUGAGAGCUGCCUGAAUCUUCUCACAUUGACAAAGUAAUUUGAUUCCAAGUUUAAGACUAGUUUUCAGUUUGAUAUUUUCAUGUUUUGUGUGCUUAUGGUUAAAUAAAUGUUGAAAGAUAUUUUCAAGUUUACUUAGAAAUUUUAAAUUGUAUUAUUGCUGAUUCAAUUUGCAUCAUUCUAAUUGCUCAUCCUAUUUAGCAGUGGAUUAAUUCACUGUUGGGUUAAUAUGCAUCUCAUGAAAUGAUAUCUUUUCAUUCCUUUGUAUACCUGUAUUAGGUCAGUAUACGCUUUCCAUGAAAUAUAUUUGCAUUUCUAAUAUAGUUUACAUUUAUUAAGUUAUAACGUAUGACAUUUUUCCCAAUGUCAUUUUUUAUACAUUUUAAUUACUUAAUGUUUUAAGAGUUCUCUUCCAGAGUUUUGCUUUUCAAUUACGUUUAAAGACUGUAAAUAACAAACAGUAAGGCUGGGCGCUGUGGCUUACGCCUGUAAUCCCAGCACUUUGGAAGGCCAAGGCACGUGGAUCACUUUAGGUCAGGAGUUCAAGAACAGCCUGGCCAACAUGGAAAACCCCAUCUCUACAAAAAAUACAAAAAUUAGUUGGAUGUGGUGGCCUGUAAUCCCAGCUAUUUGGGAGGCUGAGGCACGAGAAUUGCUUGAAACCAGGAGGUGGAGGCUGUAGUGAGCCAGAUAGCACCACUGCACUCCAGCCAGGAUGACAGAGCAAGACCCUGUCUCAGAAAAAACAAAAACAAAACACUGUAAAUGUAUCAUGUUUCUCACUGCUUUCUAUGUUAAUGCUGUGUAAAUACUUAAAAUGGAAUACUGUAUAAAUAUUAUUUAUAUUUUCUCAGAUGAAAAUAUAUACUAAAACAUUUGGUA
Molecule: messenger RNA, 4248 nt
Organism: Pan troglodytes (chimpanzee)
Lineage: Eukaryota; Metazoa; Chordata; Mammalia; Primates; Hominidae
Gene: TMEM67
Product: transmembrane protein 67
Exons: 28
Coding region: 51-3038 (995 amino acids)
Biological process (GO): cilium assembly
Cellular component (GO): ciliary transition zone; MKS complex
Source: RefSeq, a predicted model, not a curated record